Knipowitschia caucasica is the source of this 321-nucleotide messenger RNA. The record is from the annotation of a GenBank genome assembly. NCBI's taxonomy places the organism in Eukaryota, Metazoa, Chordata, Actinopteri, Gobiiformes, Gobiidae.
AUGCAAUCCUCACCCCCUGGACCUCAUAAUGCAAUCCUCACCCCCUGGACCUCAUCAUGCAGCCCUCACCCGCUGGACCUCAUAAUGCAGUCCUCACCCCCUGGACCUCAUAAUGCAAUCCUCACCUCCUGGACCUCAUCAUGCAGCCCUCACCCCCUGGACCUCAUAAUGCAGUCCUCACCCCCUGGACCCUCUGGACCUCCUCUAGCUCCGCAGAGCUGGCAUCAGGUCUCCUUCAGCGCGCAUAUCAUCCGUUUCCCACAGACGUGCAGAGUGUGGAGGCUGUGUGCACACAUGCCGGCGAGCAUCACAUCAUCCUGA